Molecule: messenger RNA, 2745 nt
Organism: Physella acuta
Lineage: Eukaryota; Metazoa; Mollusca; Gastropoda; Physidae
Product: neprilysin-like
Biological process (GO): protein processing
Cellular component (GO): plasma membrane
Molecular function (GO): metalloendopeptidase activity
Source: RefSeq, a predicted model, not a curated record
UACGCUUUAAAAAAUGUACAACAGCAACAGAAAGUGAAAAAUCCUUAUGAAUUCUUGGAUUGUGGUUUGCUGUCCUUCAAUGUCUUAAUAAAACCAGCGAUUUUAGGUGAACACCAGCAAGUCAGGUAACGUCUUCAAUGCCACAGUGAAACAUGAACCUCUACAGGCCUCUGUUCGUUAUCCUCUUUUAUUUCUUCGUGGUGGGUUGCAUUGCACUGUUCGUUUUUACCGCCUUCAAAGUGGAUCCCAAAAAAGAGGAAACUCCAACCACAAAUGCCGGUGAAAAUGUCUGUGAAGGUCCAGACUGUGGUGAAACAUUUGAACCAACGUGGGGGCCAAUUACCGAUCCAACACCAGCCCCUCUCCCAACUGGAGAUACAACAGAAGAAGAAACAACUACACCGCCAUACGUUUGUGAAGGAGCCAUCUGUAACGCAAUAACAAGAAUGAUGGAUUACAUGGAUAAAGAAGCCAACCCCUGCCUAGAUUUCUACGAAUACGCGUGCGGUGGAUGGCGGAAAAGAUACCCGUUACAGGACCACGAAAUUAUGAGGGGUCCUGUAUUUUCGCUAAUUGAUAAGGUUGCUGAAAGGCUGAAAGACCUGCUAUCAUCGCAAGAGGCAGGAACAGAUAAAGCUCAUAUGGUGGCGGCUAAAUCGUAUUUUGCUGCAUGCAUAAACACCGAUAAGAUCAAAGAACGCGGUGCUGGGCCGAUGUUAAACCUGCUGCGCAGCAUGGGGUCGUUCCCAGGUUUGGAUAGCGCAUGGACUCAAGAAGCGUUCGAUCUAACGCGUGUAAUGGCUAAAUUUGACGCAAUUGGUCUGAUGCCGCUAAUAAGGAUCUUAAUAGAAAAGUCGGAGCUAAAUAAUAAUGAGUUUACAAUCCAUGUUGGAGUACCGAUGACCGAUGAAGCUUAUGGUGUACUCAGGCCAGGCAGAGAAGAGAAACCGUUGCUAGAGGAAUACUAUACUUUUCUUGGAAUUAACGAGACAACUAAUAUCGAUGCUAUCAUUGAUUUGAAUAAGAAAAUUUCCGACGCCGUCGGGAAUAUGGCUCUCUACACAGCUCCGAAAGCCGUGACUGUUCUGGAUCUAGGAAUCAAGCAUCCUUGGGUAAACUGGACGCAGUUCUUACAAGCGCGUUUUGAUGAGGUCAACCUAGGACUCUCGGUUAAGGAUGAUACAACAGUUAUUCUUAUGCGAGAAGAUUACAUGAAUGUAUUAGAGAGUAUCCUCAAUAGUACUUCGAAAAGGGUAUUGGCUGAAUAUCUUUUGUCUAGGACACAAGUUUUGAGUACCCUAGUUGGAAGAGAAUACUUGAUCCCAAAGCAGGAUUUAGAGAUGGAGAAAAUGGAGAUAGAUUUACCUCCCCGGUGGAGAAUGUGUGUUAACGACAUGUUGAUAGAAUUGCCUGACGCUCUCGGUCGUAUGUACGUGGAGAAAUAUUACCCCAACUUUAACAAACAGCCAAUUGAAACGAUGGCAAAGGCACUUAGGGAUUCAUUUAAAGAGCUGAUACAGACCAAUUUUUGGUUAUCAGAUGCCACAAAAGCGGCCACUAAAGAAUCGCUUCUCUCCUUGACUUUUAAUAUAGGAUAUCCAGAUUAUAUUUUUCAAGAGGAUAAAGUUGAGCUUUACGAAUUUCUGAAAGGUGAAGCGGAAUAUUUCGAGGCGAAAUUAGCCUGUUCCAAGCGCCUUAUAACAGAUGAAACAAGAAGGCUAAAGCCUAAUUACAAAAAGUGGAUACUUUCAGCCGCAAGCGUUGAUGUCGUUUAUGAUCCUGAUAAUCAUGAUAUCACUAUACCUGUUGGUAUUCUGGAGGAACCAUUUUAUAAUCCAGAAUAUUCCAGCUCUAUGAAUUAUGGCGGUAUAGGGUUCAUCAUCGGCCAUGAGAUAACAGACACCUUUAAAAUCGCUAGUCCCGGCGGUAAUGAUUCGGCAACUUAUCAAAGCCAUUUAGAGUGUUUGAAGAAGCAGUUUUCCAGCUACACUUGGGGUGAAUAUAAUGUCAACGGAGAGCUAACUUUAUCUGAUAAUUUGGCUGAUCAAGGUGGGCUGCUGCAGAGCUAUCUAGCUUUGCACCAUUUAAAUGGAGGAAAUAACCAGAAGUUGCCAGGAUUGGAUUUAGAACCCACCCAGGUUUUCUUUCUCAAUUUUGCACAGGGCUGGUGCUCGUUAUACAGAGAUGAUGUUAAGAAGACGCACAUCGAUACCGAUAUGCAUGCACCUCAUGAAGUCAGAAUUCGAGGGAUGACGUGGAACUCUAGAGAAUUUUUUGAGGUGUUUAGCUGCAUUGACGACCCCCCAUACAGGUGUAAUGUUUUCUAGCAGCGAUACAUCCACAAUCCAAGUCUUUUCUUAGAUGUAUCAAGUAUAGAAAGGAAACAUCUGGGAUAUGUAAAUGUAUACGAUAUACAAUGCUGUUUAUCUGAAGUUAUUAAGUUAAUCCCUAUUGUAGGUAUCUUUUACAUAGAUAAGUACUUGUUCUAUUUAAAUAAAUCAUGAAUUCAAAAGUUUCAAGCAAUAUUUGCUUGACAAAAAAUAUCUAUUUUGAACAGUUAUCAUCAAAAAUAAAAAAAUAAAUCUAAAAACUAAAACUACGUUGUAAGUAUUAAUGUUUAGUUUUUUUUUCUUUACUACACCACAAGCAUUUAUAAAUAAUAUUGACAUUUUGCACAAAAAAGCUAAAACUAUAUUGCUAAAUUAAAUUUUAGACACAAACAUACACACACAUAUACACGUAUAU